AUGGAAGGAUUUGAUAAAAAAGCUACCCCUGGACGUGAGAUCGGUUGGAAGUACACAAACGCGUGGCUAGUGGGCAACCUGUCCUGCAAGCUGCUGUUGGUUGUGAGAGCCUUCGGUCUCUAUCUCUCCUCCAACAUACUAGUCUGCAUAUCAAUUGACAGGUUCUUCGCGGUACUGUACCCGCUGCGUGUGCCGGCAGCGCGGCGCAGGAGUCAGCAGAUGCUGUACUGUGCUUGGGCAGCAGCACUCGCCUGCAGUUUGCCACAGGUCAGACUAUCAUUACAUUAUAGCAUCCAACAACACAUCAAACUACAUAACCCGAUAUUGUUUAAAGUGAAGCGUCAUCCCCGCGUCGCUGGCUUCGAGCAGUGCGUGUCGUUCGAUGCGUUCAGCAACGAGAGACAGGAGGUGGCGUACACUGUGUUCUGCCUGUGUGCCAUGUACUUCGUGCCUCUGGUCGUCAUCACCGUGUGUUACGUGUGCAUCUUCUGCGAGAUCAGACGGAGCAGCAAGGAACUCGUUGAGAAGUGUAUAGAGCAUGGCAUAGCUCACGUGCGCCUGCGGCGGUCGGGGCGGCGCGUGUUGCAGCGCGCGCGCAGGCGGACGCUGCGCAUGACCGUCACCAUAGUGAGCGUGUUUGCGCUCUGCUGGCUGCCGUACAUGAUAGACCGUCCAUCAGCGGCGCGCGUAUCAGUACGUGUUCAAGACUUACUGUUCGCGAUGGCGGUGUCCAACUCGUGCAUGAACCCCCUCGUGUACGGCUCGUACACGCUACACGUGCGCGCGCCGCUCAAGCGACUGUGGCGACGCGCCUGCUGCCGCUCCAGUGCCGCCUCUGAUACCAUUGGUAGCUAA
Molecule: messenger RNA, 855 nt
Organism: Diatraea saccharalis (sugarcane borer)
Lineage: Eukaryota; Metazoa; Arthropoda; Insecta; Lepidoptera; Crambidae
Source: the annotation of a GenBank genome assembly